This is a messenger RNA of Asparagus officinalis (garden asparagus), 564 nucleotides long. RefSeq names its product mitochondrial carrier protein MTM1-like. The transcript is spliced from 5 exons. The record is from RefSeq and is a predicted model, not a curated record. Gene Ontology annotation, biological process: mitochondrial transmembrane transport. The annotation marks the transcript as partial. Lineage: Eukaryota; Viridiplantae; Streptophyta; Magnoliopsida; Asparagales; Asparagaceae.
GUAAUGAAGAUUGAAGAGUUAAAAAUGGAAGUUGAAAAGUUACAAAGCUUUUCACAUGUUGAGUUGUUGAUUAAACUUUGUUUUUCUUUUGUUACUUUUUGUAUCAAACAGGCUUUUAAAGAGUUCCAAGCUGGUGUGAAGCUCCCUGGAAUGUGGAAAACAUUACUUGGAAUUCUAUCACCCUUUAGGAGCACAAAGUACCUCGAUAAUGUGCAAGGUUACCGUUUACUAUGGACGGGCGUGGGAGCACAAUUAGCUCGUGAUGUCCCUUUUUCUGCUAUUUGCUGGUCGACUCUUGAGCCGAUUCGAAGGAGGUUACUUCAGAUGAUUGGUGAGGAAAGCAGUGCAGCUUGUGUUCUUGCAGCGAAUUUCUCCGCUGGUUUUGUUGCUGGUAGCCUUGCUGCUGCUGCAACUUGUCCCCUUGAUGUUGUGAAAACUCGAAGACAGAUUGAGAAGGAUCCAGGAAGAGCUUUAGGCAUGACCACGAGAAAAACACUGAUUGAGGUGUGGAGGUCUGUAUAUUCUACUCAUACGAGAAAGUUUCAUUAAUCCGUUCAUUUUUAA